GCAAGGUAGUUCUCUAUACAGCGCCGCAGCGGUGCAGCGACGCCGACUGCCUGGGCCGAGCGCGCGAUCGCUGCGCCGGGACUUGGCAGGUCGGCGGUGCGCGGAUAUCGUAGCGGCGCAGCCAGCGUUGCGGCGGCGGACGCACGCCGAUGCUCGGCUUCGAUGCGAUUUCGCUCGCGGCCCGUGGGGAGGCGGCGGCGCCGGAGGAGCCAGGCUUCAGCGCGAGCCCGGGCCGAGCGGGAUAUCGGUGGGCCGGAAGGAAAUCCGACUAGCCCGGCCGCCGUCUUGGGACGCCGGCAGCGACAAUGGCCGACGUGCGUCACACGCCGCCGGUCAGUCUGCUCGACCAAGUCGCCAGCGACAAGUCCAAGGUGUUCACGGUGGCGCUGCGCAAGGCUCCGGGCGGCGGCCUGGGCCUCGGCAUCCUGAAGGACUGCAGCGGUCCUGCUGAGACUGGCUACGUGCGGGUCCACGAACUUUAUCCAGGUCAGCCGGCGCAGCUCUGCGGUCGCCUACGAACGGGCGACGUCAUCCUCAAAGUGAAUGGCGUCCGCUUGCUCGGCAAAAGCACUGCGCAAGCUCUAGAGAUACUGAGGGCUGCGUCGGGCUUGGUGACACUUACGGUCUACAGGCAGCAGUCUGAGCCAAAUAGUGAUUCCUCGGAGAGCCGGGACGAGUUGAAUCACGGCUGUCGGGCGGGCAACUCUGAGAUCUCGCCGAAUAAUGGAGGCUACGACCACACGGGGCCAACCAUCGUUGCGCGGGCUUGCUCGUCCUCUCAGGACUCGAGUGGACUGAGCGACUCGGCCCUGCUGCCGCCAAAGUCCUCACCUCUCGACUCGAAGCUCCAGCUAGUCUGUCCUCUGCCCAGGCCCAGACUGCGCAAGAAGAACCAAACCGAGCCUCAGCAAGACGCCACUACUGCCCGCGGCCUGGCGGGACACUGUAACUUCGACGUGGUCACCGACGGAAGUGUGUUUGGUGACUUGUACAACGGUACGUUGCACGAGGACAAGACGUCGCGUGACGAUGCCGCUGCGGUCGGUGCUGCUCAGUGCCGGCGCCACAAGUCCGUGGGCGCGCUCACGGCGGCCGUCAGGCCUUCGGACAACGACAGCGUGUCGACUCUGGGCGAUGAUGUCCUGAACGGAUUCACGAGGCACGGAUCUACCGCAGAGGUGCGCUCGUGCUUCAAUAGGGUCAUGUUCGCGGACGGCUUCGGAGAUGAAGACGUUGGCCUCGCACGCUGGAGAGACUCGGUGCUCACGGAGGAGUCUGACGACUCCGAAGUGCCCCACCGCAGCCGAGCUCAGGCCACGGAGGCGGGUGAGGCCAAGCUUAUCGACGCACCGUCGUUAGAGAUUGAGUGCGUGUCUGUGAAGCUGCACCGCGGCUGGCACACCAAGCUGGGCUUCAGCAUCCGAGACUGCGAUCCUGACGCCCGGGACACGCCCAAUGCGCCAGUCGUCAAGGCCGUCUACCCGGGGAGUCUGGCCUCGAGGGAUGGCCGGAUCCGCACCGGCGACUUCCUCGUACAGGUGAACGGUUGCGACUUCAUCGGCUGCUUCGCUAAGGACGCCGUGGACUAUAUUAGGAAGUGCAGUGGCAUGCUUCAGCUACUCUUUGUCAGGGUGCACAAGUCGCACGCCGCACCUGAUCAGAAAUGACGAAGACACCGCAAGAAGGACGCAUCCGGCCCCAUCACCCUCUCGUACUCCCAUUACCUUGUUAUACACAUAUUUAUAAACAUGUUGCUGAAUUA
Messenger RNA from Rhipicephalus sanguineus (brown dog tick), 1762 nucleotides. RefSeq lists its product as uncharacterized. The transcript is spliced from 8 exons. NCBI's taxonomy places the organism in Eukaryota, Metazoa, Arthropoda, Arachnida, Ixodida, Ixodidae. The coding region runs from base 306 to 1667 and encodes 453 amino acids. Gene Ontology annotation, molecular function: protein binding. The record is from RefSeq and is a predicted model, not a curated record.